Molecule: messenger RNA, 1359 nt
Organism: Dreissena polymorpha
Lineage: Eukaryota; Metazoa; Mollusca; Bivalvia; Myida; Dreissenidae
Exons: 7
Coding region: 448-1359 (303 amino acids)
Source: RefSeq, a predicted model, not a curated record
UAGGACCGAAGACAGAGUGGAUAUAAAAUAAGCUCAGAUUGCGACUUACUUUUUAAUAAUAAUUUACUACCUGACUACCUUGUUAGCUGCAAUUUAUAAUUCAAUCGAGUAGUCCUUAACGUUUUCAUUUGCUGAUUGCAGUGGUGAUUGGAUAUGACAAUUCGGAUACAGUUCAUUCGUAAAAGCCACAUUCACUUCGUCUGUUAUCGCUUAGGUGCACGCGCGAUCAGUUCUUUAGCAGAAGUCACAUAUCAAGGAAGCAGACGAAGCAUAUAAGACGGAUCAAAUCAAUCAAUGAGACUGAUAAAAAUAAAAAAAUAAAUGUUGUAGAAUUUAUAAAGAAAUUCAUUUUGAGAUCAACUAUUGUGCGGCAAAGUUUACUUCAGUGUUACAUUCAAAUAAAUAUUUGAAGAAAGAAACAAUAUUGAUAUAUACAAUAAUCAAACUAUGUGUGAGCCACGAAAUAGUAUUAAAUCUCUUUUAAACAGUGGUAAUAAAGUGACUUUGAAAUUGUUAUUAACGUUUUGUCGACUGAAUGUGAUUUUAAACGCAUUGUGGCUGCUCCCGCUAUGCUCCACCAAGUGCCCGACGAGCGACCGGAUUCAGGCGGCGACACAAGAGUGCUUCCGGGAGUACAGCAUCCAGAAGGUGUUCGUGGACAGAAGCGAACGCCGCCUCUUCUCCGGUAUUGACAUAGAAAUACUCAGAGCGUACUGCAGUGCAUAUUUGGACGCCUACAGUUGUGUACGUCAGCUGAUGCAGUCCUGUCCGUCCUCCCAUCAUGCGGACAUCAAGACCGCAGUAACACCCUUUGCAGACGAGCAUGAGUUGACGGAGCUUUGUAAAACUCAUCGUCUUUAUGAACUGUACGCCCAGUAUAUGAUGUGUUUCUCUGAUCGAGGCAAGAAGUCGGACUGGUGCUUUGAUAAGGAGAUCAACAGCUCUGUAAUGCACCUUCAUCAAGUGGAAGUACAGGAACUAUGCAACCGAUUGGUGUCCGUCACCCGUUGUAUAGAGAGCAAUAUCCGUCUCGGCUGCGGUGAGCAGGCGGCGGAGCUCGUGCAUCUUCUCGUUAAACCCACGGUUCCCGGCAGCGGGCAGUGCGUGUACCCGCUGUAUAUAGAGCCGUUGGGGGAAGCUGAUGGAACUGCUUGUACACAACUUGCUGCGGUCGCCAUGACAAUUCUUAGUCGAGCCUCAACGGUACUGAUGCCAUCCUUGUACAGUGUUGCUCCCAAGUACUUGAAGCUGAUACCGCUGUCUGGCACUGAAUGCCAGCUGUCUGCCAACAUCGGUGUCAAUUAUUUGCGACUGCGAGACAGUGCGGCAUCGAGGAUCCGAAUAGCAGUUUACCUCUGA